AUGGGCCUUUCUGAUAAUCUGUGCUCCUGUGACAAUGCCGGUAGUGAAAUAGACCAGCUUGCGGAUAAGCCGGAUCAGUCCUUGGAUAUGGUCUCACAUAGAACAGUUGACGAAUAUGCCGACAGAUCCAAGGCAAGCGAAAUCUCGCAGAGCGUUGACCGUCAAUGGAUUGCAGUUACAACCUAUCAACCCGUAGACAUUGUCACCAAAACGGUGGAAGUUCCAGUGAUUAAAACAGUCGAAAAGUUUGUACAUAAACCUGUUAUACAAGAAAAGAUCGUACAUGUACCUAGAGAAGUCACUCAAAUUGUCGAAAAGAUUGUGGAAAUCCCCGACGUAAAGUAUGUAGAAAAGAUCGUGGAAGUGCCACAAGUGCAAUACCGCAGCAAAUUUGUACCAAAAAUCGAAGUGGUUGAGAAGAUUAUUGAAAAACCCACAAUUAUUGAGAAGUGGACAGAAAAGAAAGUGGAGGUACCUCAGAUUAAGGAAGUUGUGCGCUACAAGGAGAUUGACGAAUCCGAAGAAGUUAUCAAAUACUUCCCUCAGGGCAAGGGUAAUAUUGACUGGGAAAAGGAAUGUGCAAUGCAAUCUCACAUGUUGCCGGAACAUGAUGCCAAUAAGACGACCGUCUUGUGCAGUGAUAAGAUUGGCGAAGAUGGUGUUAUGAUCUACUCCACCCCCUUUGCUAACCAGGGCACGGUGUUUCAACAAGUUUCUCAUGAAUUGGUCAGGGAUAAGGAAUCAGCACGUGCUGGUUGCAUUGGCUGUUAA
This is a messenger RNA of Babesia microti strain RI, 771 nucleotides long. RefSeq names its product RAP1-interacting factor 1. The coding region runs from base 1 to 771 and encodes 256 amino acids. The record is from RefSeq and is a predicted model, not a curated record. The transcript has a single exon. Lineage: Eukaryota; Apicomplexa; Aconoidasida; Piroplasmida; Babesiidae.